Molecule: messenger RNA, 1395 nt
Organism: Colletotrichum orchidophilum
Lineage: Eukaryota; Fungi; Ascomycota; Sordariomycetes; Glomerellales; Glomerellaceae
Exons: 1
Coding region: 1-1395 (464 amino acids)
Source: RefSeq, a predicted model, not a curated record
AUGCUCUUCCAAGGCCGUCCACUGGUGUGGUUCUUCUUGGCGAUAUUCCUUAUUUUCGUCUGGAGCCUCCGUCUUUUAGGCGUGCACGACGCGAUCGCAAACACGGUGUCGACGUUUUUCCCCGAUGCAUCGAACGAAGAAGAGACGACGGAGUCCGGGUUCAUGAGACAGGCGAUUGAUGUCGAGUUUCCAGCCCCAAUCGACUACGCGCCGAUUCGGGAAACCUGUUCGCGUACUCGGUUUCGCCCUGGGUUGCUUUUCAGCUGCGAAGAACAGCAUGGUGGCAUUGGCAUGGUCCGCAACCAGAUAUUAAAGUGCGUCCGGUAUGCGAUCCACGGCGGCGGCGCACUCGUUCUACCUUCCAUGUCCUUACGUAACGCGAAAGACAUAACCGAUAUCGAGACGGGAAACGAGGUGCCCCUCGAUUAUCUGCUGGACCGCGAGUCCUUUAUAACGCGCUUGACGGAGGGUUGUCCCGGCAUGAUUGUGUACGAAAAGGCUGCGGACUUCCCCUCCUACACACACCGGUUAGGCGAGCCUCUGUCUCUGGUGGGAGACCAUUUCGAGCGGGACCACCCAAGGGAGGGACUGAGACAUCCCCGAAAAUGGCGGCACUUCUUCGACAACUGGCUUGACGAGCAUGGAGUUCGAGAAUGGAUGGGCCCAGACGCCCCGGUACACGUCAAGCUCGAGCAGUCCUUUCUGGAGUAUCCCGUACGCGACGACGGCGAAGCCUUUGUGCACGAGUUUGGCAAGAUCCUAUCAUUCAGGAAUGACACCCGUGCUCUCGCAGCAAAGAUUCUCUUCCUGCUCAAGGAGAAAUUCGCGCUCCCAAUCGAUCCGAGGAAAGCCAUCAACCCCAAUGCUUAUUUCGGGGCGCACUUACGACUGGAGAAGGAUGCGACCUCGGCUUGGGGCCCCGAUGAAUGGCGGUUCUCGCGCAUGGACGACCAAUUCGAGGAGCAAUUUCGGUAUUUAGAGCGUACGGGCCUCAGCAUUGUCUACGUCGCGUCUGGAAAUCAGACCGUGGUCGACAUCUUUGCCGAAAGACUCAAUCGGUAUCUCUCAGCCGAGACUGGCUCACCGAGGAGGAACAUUACGGUGGUGACCAAGAACGACCUGUUGCUCGGGCCCGACCGCGAGCAACUCGACAGCCUCACGUUUGAUCAGCAUGCCCUGGUGGAUUUUCUGGUCAUGUUCAGGGCGAGCGCGUUCAUGGGUGUAGCCCAUUCCAGUUUUCCGUGGACAAUUGCUCUGCGGAGGCACGAGCUGAGCAAAUAUUCAAAGUUCGGCAACGAAGGCUCAGACCUGCUUAGAGACGAGUACAGCAUCAUCAUGGGCAUGGAAGCCGACUACCCAUAUGUCGACCCUUUUGUUUAUGGCCUGUGGCCGUAG